AUUAAUCAUGGAAAACACGCUGAAUAUUUCUCUUAUUCAUUAAAUUAUUUUUAAGAAUAAUCGGAUCAAUAACACCAGUUCACUAAUAAAAAGUGAUAGUGAUUAUCAUUUACAAAAUGAAUAUUUUUGAUAAGCCCUGCUACAAAAUCGCCAAGGAUUUCGUGACUUUGAUUGGUCGGUGGCCGUACAUGCCUCGAAUGCGAAGACUGAUAAUGAUUACCAUAUUAUGGAUUGUCUUUCUCUUGGAAGCUAUUCCACAAAUUAUUGCCAUGGUCAUACACUCUAAUGACCGGAAAAUAUUGUUAGAAGCUCUGUCGGCAUUUGCAGUACAUUGUCUAUUUUUUAAUUUUUUGCAGAUGAGAUUUGCAGAACUUCUUGAAGAGUGUUAUGCUAUGAGCUUCGGCGUGCUAGUUGGCUUGAACUUACCAAUGAUAAGCCUCACUGGUUUUCAGAUCAUUACGCAAUCUAAUACAGUCCAGCAAAUUUUGAAAGGCUUGACAUUUAUUGCUGGUCAAAUGCUCCAUCUUUUUUUUGACUGCUACAUGUCGCAAAAGCUCAAUGAUUCAAGCUCACAAAUUGCCCAAAGCAUAGCUAAUGUAAAUUGGUACAAACAAUCGAUUAGGUCACAAAAAUUGCUAGUUGUAAUGACUGUGAGGAGUCAGGUGCCCUGCAAAUUGACUGCCGGUAAAGUUAUGGACCUGUCAAUUGAAAACUUUGCAAAGAUGCUGAAGACAGCUGGGUCGUAUUUUACAAUGUUAUUAUCGAUGCAGUAG
Molecule: messenger RNA, 773 nt
Organism: Cotesia glomerata
Lineage: Eukaryota; Metazoa; Arthropoda; Insecta; Hymenoptera; Braconidae
Exons: 7
Coding region: 117-773 (218 amino acids)
Biological process (GO): sensory perception of smell; detection of chemical stimulus involved in sensory perception of smell
Cellular component (GO): plasma membrane
Molecular function (GO): odorant binding; olfactory receptor activity
Source: RefSeq, a predicted model, not a curated record